CUUGCAUUGUAUUAAUCGAGAACCACAUCCUCGGUCCCACAGCGCAUUACAUUUAGUGCAACAGUUCAGAAGGCAUGAUUGUAUCGCUUAGAGAAGUGUGCAUGUCUUCGACUGGGGACAUCAUUGGACCGCCUCAUACCCUUGAAUCGUAUCACGGUUGGAGUAAGUAGCGCACGGUUCAUGAGUCUUUAUCCUGACACAAGAUAAAGGCAAACCUCCAAAUCAAUGGGGCUGUGGAGCUUAGCCCGCAAUCCCCAGAUUCCAAGAUAGCGCGUGUCAUAUCUGCGCAAUGAUCAGAUACCCCGUUGCGACCGGUACAUAUAUAUACGACCCAGCCGGAUUACAGUCCUCGCAAAGUUGUUGCUAUCCUGUCUAUAGCCAAUUGCUCUUCCACUCAUCUCUCCAUCAUGGAUACAACCAACGAGAAGCAUCAGGACUUGAUUGAGCCCGUCCAAAGCAGCAGUAACAGCAUCGAUAUCGGCAAGGUUGACCUAGAUGAUGGCGAGAUUUUCAGGAAGGGAGAUGGCAACAUCGACUUUCGAACGGUGUCAUGGAUUCAUACAUCUGUGAUCUUUCUGAAACUCAUUUUCGCAACAGGGGUCUUGACAAUUCCGUCUGCCAUGUUCACCCUUGGCGCGUUCCCAGGAGCUAUCAACGUUCUUGGAUGGCAGUUUCUCAACACUUACUGCGCUCUUGUACAAGGCAAAUUUCGCAACAACCAUCCAGGCUGUCAUAGUAUCGCCGAUAUGGGACAGCUCGUGGGGGGAAGAGUUGUGAAGGAGGUCACUGGCAUCCUCUUCCUCGUCGCAUUCAUUAUCGUCGGUGCAUCCGGCAUGGUCGGUGUCUCGACUGCACUCAACGCGCUGUCCAACCACGCUCUUUGCACAAACUACUUCUCCAUAAUCGCUGCCAUUAUGGUUGGCAUAUGUGCGAGUGUUCGCAAAUUCGAGAAAAUCGCUUGGAUAACUUGGGCUGGCUUCGCUUCGGUCUUCAUAGCUGUUUUCAUCGUUGUUGUUGGAGUCACCACACUUGAUCGCCCCGCUGCCGCUCCGCAAACCGGGCCAUACGACUUCGGUUACCACGUGAUCGGGCACCCUACCUUCGCCGCCGGUAUUACUGCGGCUAGUACGAUCUUCUGCUCGGGUGCCGGAACAUCCGCCUUUUUGCCCGUAAUGUCGGAGAUGAGGAAUCCGAGGGAAUACAGCAAAGCUGUCAAAUUGUGCAUGGGCAUAGUCACAGCGGCUUACCUGUCCUUUAGCCUUGUGGUCUACAGAUGGUGCGGCAAAUGGGUUGCAUCACCGUCACUCGGAAGUGCUGGACCAACCGUCAAGAAGAUUUCAUACGGUGUAGGGCUGAUUGGGCUAUGCGUCAGCGGUGCGCUGUUUGUGCAUGUCAGUGCAAAGUACAUCUUUGUUCGAAUUCUGAGGAACUCGAAGCAUCUCCAAACCAACUCCAUUGUUCAUUGGAGCACCUGGCUAGGUUGCAUUUCUGGAAUAACUAUCGUCAGCUUCUUGAUUGCGUCAGGUGUGCCGAUCUUCAAUUACCUGCUCAGUCUCGCUGGAAGCAUCGCAUUUGCGCCUCUAGCGUUGGGUCUACCAGGAUGGCUUUGGAUCUACGACCACGCCGAUUACUGGAAGGGUAGUGUUUGGCAAAGGACACUGUAUAUGUUGCAUGUCAUACUGAUCCUGAUCUCGGUAUUCCUCACGAUUGGAGGGACAUACGGUGUGAUUGCGCAGAUCAUGGACGCGUAUAAAGACGGUACUAUCAGCUCUGCUUUUUCGUGCGCGGACAACAGCAACUCAACUUAAUUAGCGUCAUAGAGUGUUCGUACCGU
This is a messenger RNA of Dothidotthia symphoricarpi CBS 119687, 1834 nucleotides long. RefSeq lists its product as uncharacterized. The record is from RefSeq and is a predicted model, not a curated record. The transcript has 3 exons. Gene Ontology annotation, biological process: amino acid transmembrane transport. Gene Ontology annotation, molecular function: amino acid transmembrane transporter activity. The coding region runs from base 408 to 1808 and encodes 466 amino acids. NCBI's taxonomy places the organism in Eukaryota, Fungi, Ascomycota, Dothideomycetes, Pleosporales, Dothidotthiaceae. Gene Ontology annotation, cellular component: vacuolar membrane.